AUGGCUGCACCCAGUCUGUCUCCCACUGUAGCUAUUUCCGUCCAGGACUCUGCUUGUCUUCAGGAGUUGGAAUGUCCUCUUUCUAUGAAAGACCACUUCUGUUGCCAGAGUGAAGACCUGUUUCUUUGCAGUGACUUAGCGCCUCAAACAGCCUCCAGCGCUGGUUCUCAGGAGUCAGUGACUUUCCAGGAUGUUGCUGUGGACUUUACUGAGAAAGAGUGGCCCUUGCUGGAUUCCUCUCAGCGGAAACUGUAUAAAGAUGUGAUGCUGGAGAACUAUAGCAACCUUACUUCAGUGGAUUGGAAAAUUCCAUCCAAAACAAAAUGGUCGAUUCUCAUGGAGGAUAUCUUUGGGAAGGAAACAGGCAAUGAUGUGAUAGUGGAAAGAAAUGGACUUGGUGAGAAGCCCACUGAAUUUGCUCACUUUUUUGAUGUCUUCAGCGUGGGGGCUCAUCUUCAUCAGCAGAUGGGACGUCGCGGUGGGAAGAGGCCCUACCACCGCCGUAACUAUGGGGCAGCCUUCAAAGAUGGUCCACGUCUCACCCAACACGUGGACAUUUACAGUGGGAGAAACAUGUACGAAUGCCAUCAGUGCCAGAAGGCCUUCACCACCAGGUCCUCACUCACUCGCCACAGGAGGAUCCACACAGGAGAGAAGCCCUAUGAAUGCAGCGCCUGCAGGAAAGCCUUCAAUGACCCGUCAGCCCUUCGUAGUCACGUGCGAACUCACACCAAAGAGAAGCCUUUUGACUGUGAUCAGUGCGGAAGUGCAUUCCGCACCCUCUCCUCCCUGAAGAUACACAUGCGGAUUCACACGGGGGAGAGGCCUUACGAGUGUAACCAGUGUGGGAAGGCCUAUGGUAGGAGCUGCCACCUCACAGCACACAAGAGGACACACACUGGAGAGAGGCCCUACGAAUGUCAUGACUGUGGCAAAGCCUUCCAGCACCCUUCACACCUUAAAGAACACAUCCGGAAUCACACCGGGGAGAAGCCCUACGAGUGCACUCAGUGUGGCAAAGCCUUCCGCUGGAAAUCAAACUUCAACUUGCACAGGAAAAAUCACAUGAUAGUCAAAACGUACGAAUGUACGGAGUGCGGGAAAUCCUUUGGUGACGGUAUCUCACGGAGGAAACAUAUGCGAAUUCAUAUUGUCAAGAAACCUGUCAUCUGUCGACAGUGUGGAAAAGCCUUCAGAAACCAGUCGAUCCUUAAGACACACAUGAAUUCACACACUGGGGAGAAGCCAUAUGGGUGUGAUCUGUGUGGAAAAGCUUUCAGUGCAAGCUCGAACCUCACAGCACACAGGAAAAUACAUACUCAAGAGAGGCGCUAUGAGUGUGCUGCCUGCGGGAAGGUCUUUGGUGAUUAUCUAUCACGAAGGAGGCAUAUGAGCAUUCAUCUUGUAAAGAAGCGCGUGGAAUGCAGACAGUGUGGAAAAGCCUUCAGAAAUCAGUCUACCCUCAACACACACAUGAGAACUCACACAGGAGAGAAACCAUAUGAGUGUGAUCAUUGUGGGAAAGCCUUCAGCAUAGGCUCUAACCUCAAUGUGCACCGGCGGAUCCACACUGGGGAGAAGCCCUACGAAUGCCUCACCUGCGGGAAAGCCUUCAGCGACCAUUCAUCCCUGAGAAGUCACGUCAAAACACACCGGGGAGAAAAGCUUUUUGUGUCAUCAACGUGGAAGAGGCUCCAGUAG
Elephantulus edwardii (Cape elephant shrew) is the source of this 1701-nucleotide messenger RNA. It is a transcript of the gene ZNF317, whose product is annotated as zinc finger protein 317. The coding region runs from base 1 to 1701 and encodes 566 amino acids. The record is from RefSeq and is a predicted model, not a curated record. Gene Ontology annotation, molecular function: DNA-binding transcription factor activity; RNA polymerase II cis-regulatory region sequence-specific DNA binding. Gene Ontology annotation, biological process: regulation of transcription by RNA polymerase II. NCBI's taxonomy places the organism in Eukaryota, Metazoa, Chordata, Mammalia, Macroscelidea, Macroscelididae. The transcript has 5 exons.